Molecule: messenger RNA, 837 nt
Organism: Gymnodraco acuticeps
Lineage: Eukaryota; Metazoa; Chordata; Actinopteri; Perciformes; Bathydraconidae
Product: lipocalin-like
Exons: 6
Coding region: 69-617 (182 amino acids)
Molecular function (GO): small molecule binding
Source: RefSeq, a predicted model, not a curated record
CCCUACUCUUUUACCUUACAUUCCUGAAUUCUUCUUACUGCUGAAGCCCAGAACACAAAGGAGCAGCCAUGAGGAACACACUGAUGAUGCUGGUCGCCCUGAUGUGUGCGCUGACCGUCUGCGCUGACAUCACACCGGCCGCAGACUUCGACCUGCAGAAGAUGUCAGGCAAGUGGUACACUGUCGCAAUAACCAGCAACGCUCAGUGGUUUGUGAACAGCAUGGCAGGAAUGAAGACUUUGACAGCUGUAUUUGUGCCGACUGAAGGAGGGGACAUGGAUCUCAAUUAUGCCAGCUUGAAAGACGACGGUUCCUGCUACAGAGCAACUCGCAUCGUUCGGAAAACAGAGACUCCCGGUCGCUUCACCUUCCACAGCCAGCUUAGGAACAACGACAACGUCAUGACCUUUGUUGAAGUUGUGUACGACGACUACGCCCUGGUGCACACCAUCAAGACGAAGGAGGAAGUGUCUGAGGCCUUCAUCACAGUCUACAGCCGCACUACUGAGUUCAGUGAGGUGGUGCAGCAGAAGUUCACCCAGCUCGCUCUGGAAGCUGGAGUCCUGCCCGACAACGCCAUCAUCCUGCCACAGAACGCUGAGUGUCCCGCAGUCUGAGGACCCCCUGCUGACUCCCCCCCCCUCACUCAUACUAAAGAGCAAUCCUGACACUCGUUCAGGGCUCAUUCCCCCCCCCCCCACACUCUGCACCUAAACUGUGGCAUCAGAGCGACACAACAGAACAGCUGAUAGUGAACAGAGGGAAUUAUUGCAAGAGACUGUGAAUGCUGUUUGUUGUCUGAGUGUUUGUUGAAAUAAACUUAAAGCCAGACAUUUU